GAGGCAAUGACCAAUGACUCCAGGCAAGUUUAAGCCCGGAUCCUGAUGGUGAGAAACUGACAGAAUAUCUGGGAUCGGACAAUGAUCGGGAAAUUGUACUUCCUCCUGGCACUUCUCCAAGAUCCCUCUGAGCGAUUAUGACAGCCGCCCUGCUCCUGCUCCUCACCAUCUCCCAGGGUGUUCACUGCGGGGCGUGGGAGGUGCGGACUCCGAAGACGGUCACGGCCUCGGAAGGCUCCUGCGUACGGAUCCCCUGCACCUUCGAUCACCCCGCGCGGUCACCGCUCAGCGAAGUGAUGUGGUUAAAAGACAAUAAGACCCAUGGGAGUCUUGUCAUCGAUUCCAAAGGGUUGUCCAACUCUUCCUUCCUCCACCGGACCCAGCUCCACCCCGGGUGGGAAGUCGAGAAGGACUGCACGCUGACAGUAGAUGGUCUGACCCACGGGGACGUGGGUCGGUACUACUUCCGAAUAAAGACCAAAGACGGAGAGAAGUAUUCCGGGCCAGAUGGAGUCCUGGUCAAUAUAUCUGACGUGUCCAACUUGCCAAGAAUUUCCUCAGCUGAGGAGAUGGUCGAGGGAAAGGAGGUGGAGUUAACUUGCUCUGUGAAGUACGCCUGCCCUGGGCACCUGCGAUGGAACGGUUCCGACGGAUUAGACCGACUAUUGGAAACUGCGGGCACCGUCCAGAACGAAGGGAGAAGCAGCCUUACACUGAGAUUUGUCGCUUCCCACCAGGACCAGGGGAGGACACUGCGUUGUGUGCAGACGUCCUCACAGGGAAAGCCUCUGGUCCAAAGCAUCACCUUAAACGUGAAGUAUGCCCCCCGGUUUGUUCACCUCACCCUCUCUCCCUUCAAGCCGAUCAAUCGAGGUGAUUCUGUGACAUUGAGGUGUGGGGUCGGGGACAGUAACCCUCCAGUAACAAGGUACAGGUGGCAUCAGUCAGGGCUUGGAACAACCCAGAGCAGGGAGGUAUCGAUGGCAACACACCGGGUCAACAAUGUUUAUGGAUACUGGGAGCACUGGUGUGAAGCCACCAAUUCAGUCGGAACGGCCACCUCGGAGAAAACGAAGCUGCCGGUUUACGACAGUUACAGCUGGGCAGUGUGGACCCCCCUCUCGCUCCGCGCCCGGGAAGGUUCCUGUGUGAUCAUCCCCUGCCGGUUCCGCAUUCGUGGAUCUGGGAGUGGAGACUCGACAGCUACUGGGAUCUGGUUGAAAAGUGAUCACUAUCAUGGGGCUCGAGUGUACCACACUUCUGCCAGGAGUGGUGGUGACUAUACAGGACGAGUCGAGUUCCUGGGAAACAUGGCUGGUGGAAACUGUUCGUUGAAGAUCCGGGAUUUAAGAGCAUCUGACAGUGACAAAUAUUAUUUCCGGAUUGAAGCAUCGGCUGGUAAAUGGUCGGAUCCAAUCGGCUUCAAACUCCUGGUAUCUGGGGAUCUGCAGAAACCAGUGAUCACAGUGCCUGAGCAUGUGGUGGACGGGGAAGGUGCGUCUCUGACCUGCUCUGUGUACAGUUACUGCCCUGAGGACACUCCUGUGUUUGAGUGGCACCUCCCUCAUCUCUCCCGUCCUCAGGAGACAGGAACAGUUUUCAAGGAUGACCAGUGGAUUUAUUCCAGCACUGUGGUGUAUGUACCAACGUUCGGGACUACCCAGCCGGUAGUGAAAUGCACGGCCAAUUUUGGACCAGGGACACCUUCAGCGGAAACGGAGGUCUCACUGGACGUGAAGUAUCCACCUCGAAACGUCACCAUCUCACUGACGGUAAACUGGGGGACAGACACUCACAGUAUGAAGGAACGAGACAGAGUUGUCCUCAGCUGUGACUGUAUCACAGCGCACCCAGCAGUCAGGGAGUACACCUGGUUCAGGGAUGGAACUGAAGUCCGGGGAGAAAGAAGCAGCAGCCUCCAAUUUCCAUCCAUAUUUUACAAAGAUUAUGGGAAGUACGCCUGUCAGGCUUCCAAUGAAGUGGGCAAGAGCAGGUCAGCGGAACUCACGGUGAUGGGCAAGUAUCAACCGCAGGAUGUUCACGUUGAGUACCGUGUCAACGGUGUACGGAGCGAGACGACAGACGUUAAGGAAAAUGAUCGGCUGAAUCUGACCUGUGUCAGCACCAGGAGUGAUCCCCCGGUCUCCGGCUACUCCUGGCACCGGGGUGGAUGGCAGAUGAGCCAAGAGCAGGUGUUGCAGAUUGAGAGAAUUACCCAACAACAUCACGGCAACAGUUACCACUGUCUGGCUCAGAAUGCCAUCGGGACUGGGCGAUCGGAGACAUUCACGAUCAACGUGCAGUACGCUCCGACUGACGUGCGAAUCACUUUUUUUGGGGCUGCUGUUGUUGGUAAAUAUAUUACACUGUCGUGUACAUCUGUUGCCAACCCAGCAGCAACCCAUUACAGCUGGAAGAAGGUGUGUGACUCUCAGCCAACAGAUCUGCGGACUAAUUCUCAGGAUUACCUACUGCAGGUUACACGGGCGGUCGCCUCCUGUGACUAUUACUGCAAAGCGAAGAACUCUGUCGGUGAACUGGAGUCUCCACCCCAACGCAUCGAUGUGCAGUACGCCCCCACCGACGUGCGAAUCACUUCUCCCCAGGCUGCUGUUGUUGGUGAACACAUUACACUGUUGUGUGAAUCUGAUGCCAACCCAGCACCGGCCUACAGCUGGAGGAACGUGUGUGGCUCUCGGUCAACAAAUCUGUGGCGUUAUUCUCAGGAUUACCAGCUGUGGGUUUCCCAGGCGAACACCUCCUGUGUCUAUUACUGCAAAGCGAAGAACUCUGUCGGUGAACAGGAGUCUCCACCCCAACGCAUCGGUGUGCAGUCUGAGGGACAGUCAUCCAAGAUGUCAAUCGUUUCACUCGUUUUGAGAGGGGGUCUGUUCCUUGUCGCUUCAGUGGCUGUGAUUUGGUUCAUUAGGAACCAAUGGAGAACCAGCAAUAAUCUUGUCCUCAGAUCUGUUUCCAGUCCAGCAGAAAAUGCAGGAAGGUCUGAGCCCGAGAGUCUGUAUGAAAUGGUGCAGGUAAACAGCGGGCAAAGGGGAGACGAGUUGGAAGAAACCGACGCAGACUCCAAAAUAAUCCAGAUCUGUUGCCAGGAUUGAUGGUUCACAGAGCUUCAAGUUCCCAGAGCUUCAAGUUCCUAGCAGUGAACAUCACCAAUAGCCUGUCCUGGUCCAACCACGUAGAUGCCACGGUCAAGAAAGCUCACCAGCGCCUCUACUUCCUCAGGAGGCUAAAGAAAUUUGGUAUGUCCCAUUGACCCUCACCAACAUUUAUCGAUGCACCACAGAAAACAUCCUACCUGGAUGUACCACGGCUUGGUACGGCAACUGGUCUGCCCGGGACUGCAAGAAACUGCAGAGAGUUGUGGACACAGCCCAGUACAUCAUGGAAACCAGCCUCCCCUCCAUGGACUCUUGUCUAUACCUCUCGCUGCCUUGGUGAAGCAGCCGGCAUAAUCAAAGACCCCACCCACCCGGGUCAUUCUCUCUUCUCUCCUCUUCCAUCGGGUAGAAGACACAGGAGCCUGAGGGCACGUCCCACCAGGCUCAAGGACAGCUUCUAUCCCACGGUGGUAAGCCUAUUGAACAGUUCCCUUAUACGAUGAGAUGGACUCUUGACCUCCUAAUAUACCUUGUUAUGACCUGGUACCUUAUUGUCUACCUGCUAUGCACUUCCCUAUAGCUGCCACACUUUACUCUGUAUUCUGUUAUUGUUUUUACCCUGUACUACCUCAAUACACCGUUUUGAUCUGUACAAUCGGUACGCAAGACAAGUUUUUCACUGUAUCUCUGCACAGGUGACAA
Messenger RNA from Pristis pectinata (smalltooth sawfish), 3818 nucleotides. Its product is annotated as B-cell receptor CD22-like. The transcript has 15 exons. NCBI's taxonomy places the organism in Eukaryota, Metazoa, Chordata, Chondrichthyes, Rhinopristiformes, Pristidae. The coding region runs from base 138 to 3113 and encodes 991 amino acids. The record is from RefSeq and is a predicted model, not a curated record.